Molecule: messenger RNA, 4035 nt
Organism: Xiphophorus maculatus (southern platyfish)
Lineage: Eukaryota; Metazoa; Chordata; Actinopteri; Cyprinodontiformes; Poeciliidae
Gene: syngr1
Product: synaptogyrin 1
Exons: 4
Coding region: 398-1099 (233 amino acids)
Cellular component (GO): neuromuscular junction; synaptic vesicle membrane
Source: RefSeq, a predicted model, not a curated record
UAGAAAUAACACGAUUCGCUCAAGGCGUGACGACCGAAGCGCGUUCACGUGGCGGGGCAAUACAGCAUCAUCAAAACACUGAAACACACCUCCAUCCAAACAGCUCAGCUCCUGGCCGGAAUAAACAAAAACACAAAGUAAAGACAAACGACGGGGAGAAGAAUAUUGCGCGCUCGAGAGCUUUUAUUUUUUUUAAAUAUUUUUUUUGCAUCCGUCCGGAGCAGGACUGGGGGAAUUUCUCCGUGUCGACUACCCGGUGGUUCUCUACACACACACACACACACACCUACCUUGUGCCUUUGAAAAAAACCACACACGCGCGCACACACACACACACAGCGGGGAAGGAGACGGGGAUCAUCUGAGAGGCGGCUGUCUAGAGAGGAGGUGGAGGACAAUGGAGGGGAUGCAGGCAUACGGAGCCGGGAAAGCCGGGGGAGCCUUCGACCCUGUCACCUUCCUCCAGCAGCCUCAGACCAUUCUCCGCAUCGUGUCUUGGCUCUUCUCCAUCGUGAUCUUCGGCUGCAUCGCCAACGAGGGCUACAUCAACCGGCCCAGCGAGGUGGAGGAGUACUGCAUCUUCAACCGCAACCAGAACGCCUGUAACUACGGCGUGUUCAUGGGCUCCAUGGCCUUCCUCUGCUGCGUCGCCUUCCUGGCUCUGGACGUCUACUUUCCCCAGAUCAGCAGCGUUAAAGACCGGAAGAAGGCCGUGCUGGCUGACAUCGGGAUUUCAGCGUUUUGGUCGUUCAUGUGGUUUGUGGGUUUCUGCUUUUUGGCCAAUCAGUGGCAGGUGACCAAGCAAGAGGACAACCCCUUGAGAGAGGGAGGCGACGCUGCUCGGGCGGCCAUCACCUUCUCCUUUUUCUCAAUCUUCACCUGGGCGGGCCAGUCGUUCCUCGCCUUCCAGAGAUACAAGCUGGGGGCCGACUCCGCCCUCUUCUCCCACGAAUACACCGACCCCAGCCAGGAUGCAGCUGGAGCGCCCUACACGUCCUUUGGAGGGGACGACUUGGAGAGCCCGGGCGGCGGAGGCGGUCAGGCCAACAGCGACGGGGCCUUCGACGGCUCCGGAGGCUACCAGCGCCAAGACUACUGAGACGUCGAGGUUCAGAUGGUGCUUUGGGAUUGAGAUGUUGUUGCCCAAACAAAACAAAACAAAAAUUCUAAUCUGAAUGAAUAUUUUUGUUGUUUUCUGUCACUGAAAACCACUGCCUCAGACCGACCCUGGUUACAGGUCUCUAAUAAUCGGAGUUCACGCAAUUCUGAUGGGCUGUUCUAAACCGCUGUUUGACACAAUGGCUGAAAGUUGACAUGGUAACUCAGACAUGUGGGUUAUGAUCUGUAACAAAUUGUCUCACAGAAUUAAUAGUGGGAGAGGACCAUAUUCUCUACCUUGGUAGAAAGCUUGUAGAGAUUUAUAGAGAUUUUCUACCAAUGGUAGAAAGUAUGACACACUAAUCAGAGGAACAAUUUGUACCAAUUACUUUUUCUGACUUUAUUGUGUUGCUUGAAGCUCUCUUCAUGUUUGGAUGUAUCUCUAGAAUAUGUUAACAGGUAUUAGCACCCCUGGUCAAGAUGCUUUAAAAAGCCUUAAAAUAAAUGAUCAUUAUCUCCAACAUGCAAUUGUUUUUUGUUGCAUUCCUCUAUUGGCAACCCUGGAGGAUUGUGUUGGCUUAUUUGUACUUCUUUAAAUAAGAAGAGUGACAUGAAUCUUCCUUUCAUCAAUGGCAAGUUUUCUUUGCGUUUAUCCCCAAAAGGCAGGGCUGAGACUCUUCGUAGAAUUACAUUUAAUAGUCCAAUUAUGGUUUAUAUUAUUUAUUUAUUGAGUUACACUUUGAAUUAGGAGUUUUAGAAUGUGACAGCCGUAAACAAAUAGUUGAGAUUAUGUCAUUUCUCUCACUUGUUCAUUUGUUGUUGCCAGUCAGGUAUCGUGUAUGCUGUUUCAAUACAGAUUUAGCAGAGUUUUUUUUUAAAAAGUGGAUUUAUUCAAAGAUUGAUUUAUUUAAAAGCACGUUCGGAAACCUGCUAAUUACUUGUCGACAUUUAUUUGCAAAUGGUGGGGAGGUGAUGAAAAGUGACAAAAAGCUCAGAAAAAAGAAGCAGAAAUUAUUCAACUAACUCAUCAGCAUUGAUGUGUGACCUUGAAACUAUGAAAAAUUUACAUUUCUUCAGUUUCACUGCAGUACACUUUACAUUUAAAGGUGUUAGCUUUUUUGCUUAUAUUAUUAUGACUAUUAUUAUUAUUAUUUAGAACUAGUAUUUUAGAAGCAAUAUUGUCAAUUUACAAAUUGGCUCAAAUCUUUGAUGAAUUAAACUACAAACAACAACAAAAACAACUUGUGAGAAACAAACUGAGAAUUGGAGUGGCUCUUGGGGGACCCCUGCUGGCUGGAGGCCUUAAGCAGCAAUGAUUUGCUCAUGUCCCUUCCUGUUUGCCUGGGGAAACAGGAAGUUUGAACUUGUUUGCCUGCAGUCUAAAAGUUACGGGACUUUUAGACCGUAAAAGUCCCGCCUUGAGGCCUAGAACUAAAAGUUCCCAUGUGUAUUAUCACCAACUAAAGGAAUUAAGUAUAAAAUGACCAAAGGAAAGAUUAGGGUUAAAAAUAAGUGUGGUACUGGUAAUUUUGUACAUAUAUAAAAAGAAUUGAAGGAAUUGAUUUUUUUCUUCUAAAUAACUAUUCUAUUCUACUCAUGUGAAAAGGCUGCUUUUUCUUCUUUUCAUUUUGUACUUUAAAAAAAUAUGUAUUUAUUUCAGGGCUUUUUUUAAACAUUUUUUACCAGGGGUUCCAGUGGAUGCAAAGGUACUGCGGUCGUGGUUUACACUUUGGAGACGUAUGUGAUGUGAACAUGCGUGGGAAAAUGUUUUGAAAUACAAGAAUUAGUUGGAUAAAAAUGGUUUGGAAAUGGAGAGAACUAGAAGGAGAUUGUGUAGUUAUGGGAAAAUUAUCACCCUUUCGCAAAUCAAUACUUCUGAUCACAUUGUUUUCCUCUCAGUCAGCUCCGUAACAUAAAUCACUGUCCGCUAUAAAAACUCCCACAUCCAGAGUGGGUAAUAAAUUAAGAGUAGAUUGAUUUUUAAUGAGAUACACGGUUUAAUGCAGGAUAAAGCGUAGCUGGUAUCUAAUAACAGUGUAUUUAUGUGUCUGUAUGCGUGUGUGUUGCAAUGUUUUGUUUCCCUGAUACUUGUACGUGAGACAGAUUUUUUUUUUUUUUCUGUUUAUUUUUUUAUUUUUUGUUCAAUUGUUGCCUUAGUGCUGACUGCCAAGCAAAAUGCAACCAUCAAAGGCGACACACUUGCACGCCCGACGUCCCAACUUACACUUUUCUCUCCUAACCUUUUCCCACUAAAGUUCAUUUUGUUACAUUUUCUGCGGCUUCGGACUCUGAGGGCACAAAAACGAGAGAACGAAACCAAGCUUGAGUUAAAAUGAUGCAGCAUUAUCAAUGCCACACGUGUCGACGUUGUCAAAAGAACUUUUCGCCUCGGUUUUAUUUCAACAACAGGAUUCAACCGUGAACCUCCUGAGUAUUUAUGAACACGCAUUGCUCUAUUUUCUUCUACAGUAAUGUACACCUAUCUCUCUCUAUAAAUAUAUACAUAUGUGUAAAGCGAUAAUUCAGUGUUUGACAGAGAGAUUUUGCUUUAUUUUAGGGCAUUACUCUAGUUAUGUAUAAUAAAAAAAAAUUAUAAUGAAAAGACAAGAUAAAUAAAUUCUAUUGUCUGUUGAGUGUUAUUGUGAUAAGAUACAUAUGACGAGGCUGUCUAUGCCUCGUCUUUUAUGUUGCUUUCGAGAUAGGGAGAUGUUUUUAUUUUUGGGAUAACAAUACAAUAACUACUAAAAUAAACAAAAAGAGAAAAAUUCGAACGUAUAUUUACCAAUAUGUACUUUAUACCUCUGUGUAGUCGUAGAAAUGUGCGAUGUUUUCUCCGUGAGAUUUGUUAAAGAAAGCAAGGUACGGCUUAAGAACAACAGUGUGUGUUUUUGAUGUAUCUGGUUUCAGUCAUAAAAAUAAAGACAGUACUGAUAAAUA